Notolabrus celidotus (New Zealand spotty) is the source of this 2094-nucleotide messenger RNA. RefSeq names its product solute carrier family 25 member 15b (gene slc25a15b). The record is from RefSeq and is a predicted model, not a curated record. NCBI's taxonomy places the organism in Eukaryota, Metazoa, Chordata, Actinopteri, Labriformes, Labridae. Gene Ontology annotation, biological process: mitochondrial L-ornithine transmembrane transport. The coding region runs from base 321 to 1229 and encodes 302 amino acids. The transcript has 7 exons. Gene Ontology annotation, molecular function: L-ornithine transmembrane transporter activity.
ACAGUUUUUCCUCAUCUGGGGGUCAUGAUACAACCUCCAGCUUCUCCUCCUCCUCACCAUUAUCACUGAUGGCCGAUCCAUUCAUUGACAAUCACAGGGGUACAUGUUACAAAUGAGAUAACAUUCAGACAUUGUUUGAUUGUGGAGUGGGUGGUGUUAUGCACCCAUCCGUGGGCGAUGCUUGAUCAGCAGCUCCCUUAGAUAACUGUCUGACAUAUGAGUGACAAACAGACUCUUACCCCACCAGCAGGUCGUUGAAGCUCUUCUGUAAGGUAGCUGUGAGGGAGAAUAAAACUUGUUACAGCAAUUUCUUGGACACCAUGGCCCCACACCCCGCUGUCCAGGCCGUCAUCGACCUCUCUGCAGGAGCCGUAGGUGGAGCUGCAUGUGUUUUCAGUGGGCAGCCUCUGGACACAGCAAAGGUCAAGAUGCAGACCUUCCCUAAGCUGUACAAAGGUUUCAUCCACUGCAUCACGUCCACCUACAAACAGGUUGGCCUGCGCGGCCUCUACCAGGGCACCACACCAGCGCUCAUGGCUAACAUCGCAGAGAACUCCGUGCUUUUCAUGAGCUACGGCUUCUGCCAGCAGGUCAUCCGCUUCACGGCUGGACUGCACAGUGAAGCUGUGCUGAGUGACGUGCAAAAAGCCUGUGCCGGCUCAGUCGCAUCUAUCUUCUCCUCGCUCGUGCUCUGCCCCACGGAGCUCGUCAAGUGUCGCCUGCAAGCCAUGUAUGAAAUGGAGGCAUCAGGAAAGAUUGCCAAGAGCCAGAACACAGUUUGGUCAGUGGUGAAAUCCAUAAUGAAGAAUGAGGGAGCACAGGGCUUCUUCCAGGGUCUGACCACCACUAUAGCCAGAGAAGUGCCAGGCUACUUCUGCUUCUUCGGUGCCUAUGAGCUCUGCCGCACAAGCUUUGCCAACUACAUGCAUUGUGACAGAGAUGACAUAGGUGUGGCUCCAAUCAUGUUCAGCGGAGGUUUUGGGGGAGCGUGCCUGUGGCUGGUGGUCUAUCCUAUGGACUGCGUGAAGUCUCGGAUCCAGGUCAUGUCUAUGACGGGCAAACAGGCAGGGUUUUUCAAAACCUUCAUGACCAUCGCUAGGGCUGAAGGUGUGAGGGCUCUCUACUCUGGUCUCACCCCCACCAUGGUCCGCACCUUCCCUGCGAAUGGGGCUCUGUUCCUGGGUUAUGAAGUCAGCAGGAAGCUCAUGAUGAAGCAGUUCGACAGCUGAAGUGUGCUGAACUAACAGUGAACUGGAAGUGAAGUAUUACAGCGGUCUAAUCUCGUCAAACUCCAGCUCAAGCUUUGAGCACAGUGUGUGGACUGGUUCCCUGCUUUUGACAGACUGACUCUGAAACUUCCACACUCCAUCUCAGCCUACCUUUAAUGAAGUGUUUACAUAGUUUGAAUCCUAAUAUUUAUUUACUUUAUAGAUUUCAACAUUGAUUAAUUUUGUGGCUCCAAAACACUGUUUCCACAUAUGUGAAGCACAGUGUUGACCAACCUAAACUAGCCUCUUUAUGAGGAUUUCUCAAGACUCCAGUGAAUUAUUUUUCGUCUACCUCAACGGAAUCACAUCAGAGAAAUUAUAUUUCUGUCAGUCAUUUCAAUCAUUCUUUUCUUGUUCUGAAUGAGAGUACAUGUGCAAGAAAACACUCCGUUACUUUUUAAAGCUAAGCUAUCUCAAUGCACAAAGAUGUUAUUUUGAAAUGUGAAGUGGCAUACACUAAUUCUUCUAAGCUGCCAGAAGUAUUUUAGGAUGAUUUUAAUAAGGGAUCAUUCACAGAUAAGUAUGUUCUCAGAUUUAUUUCAGCUUUGACUGAAACACCCUUUUGUUCCCUCAUUCUAAUAAGAGACCUCAGAUGUAUCCAGCAGGUGUUUUCAAGAGGAUCUCAAUCUUUUUUUUUUCUAUGUAUCUGGCAUUUUUGUGUUGAAGUUAUAUUCCACUCCUUUUGAUUACAUUUCCAUUCCUCUGGGACCCAGGGUUUGCCUUUAAAUACCUACAUUUUGCCUUUUCUUUGGUGUGAUACCUUUAUAGUUGUAAAAACUCAUGCAAAAUAAUCAGCUGCCUCAGUAAAUGUGCCAUUUGCACAAUG